AUGUCCAACUCAAGGACAGAGCCGCAGAGCAUGCCUCAAACCCCCACCAGGACUUUGCGUCAUGGAGGAACAGGACCCCUCACCCCACAGACCGAUCGCCCGUUUCGAAAUACCCCUGAGUCCGGGUCGAAGAACUUUCAGACCCCUUCGAAAAGUGCAAAGGCGCGCAUGAUGACUGAGGACUCCGAUGAGUUCGAAUGGGAUGAUAUCAUUCCAGACGAAGCCACUACAGCGCAGCAUAAGCCUCGCCAACCCGACUUUGGACAAGUUGCUGGUGGCUCGGAUACCGCCCCACGGAAGACGCCGCGGACGGUUUAUCUAACCUCACCCAGUAAACGGAAGCUGUCUGAUAUGGAGAGCGCAUCGUCCCUCACGCCUACGUCAGUGUUUUCCCCGCGGUCGACUGCGUGUCGGCUCCCUCCGGCGUCCGCUGAGAUCUCGAUAACUCCUACUCCGAGCAAAUAUAAGAAUGCGCUGUCUACUGAUUCUGCGGCGGAUACGUCGGAGUUAUCACUUCAGGCCUUGAGGAUUCUGGAGAGCCACAAUGCGGUCGUGCCAAGGAAGGCUCAGGAGGAGCUCACAGAGUUACUGAACCGACAUGACAUGAAAACCAGAGGCAUAAUACGAGGACGGGAUAUUUCGCGAAGUGCGAUCAAGAAGAAAGACGAGGAGAUUAUGAAGCUUGAUGAAAGGAUCGCGGUGCUAGAGUCCGAAAGGGAGCUGAGUAAGAGUACGGACAAAGGUUUGAGGAGACAGUAG
Molecule: messenger RNA, 759 nt
Organism: Aspergillus oryzae RIB40
Lineage: Eukaryota; Fungi; Ascomycota; Eurotiomycetes; Eurotiales; Aspergillaceae
Exons: 1
Coding region: 1-759 (252 amino acids)
Source: RefSeq, a predicted model, not a curated record